Asterias rubens (European starfish) is the source of this 2781-nucleotide messenger RNA. RefSeq names its product putative N-acetylated-alpha-linked acidic dipeptidase. The transcript has 17 exons. The record is from RefSeq and is a predicted model, not a curated record. Gene Ontology annotation, molecular function: carboxypeptidase activity. Bases 147 to 2564 code for a protein of 805 amino acids. Lineage: Eukaryota; Metazoa; Echinodermata; Asteroidea; Forcipulatida; Asteriidae.
CGCCCUCGUGCAUAAACUGAUAGACAACAGCUUUCACUAAACGUGUGAUGAAGAUAUGACCCAAUUCUACUGCAUCUUCUAGCAUUUUUCUCCAAGAUUUUCGCUGCAUUUUUACACAAGGCUGUUGUGCAUAUGAUUAAAUCAUCAUGGGCACGGACAGUAACAACAGAGCUGGGAGUGGGGCGGCAUACACACGCUUUGCUGAGGAAAUGGACAUUGACGCUGUAGAUCUUAACGUGAAAGGAGCGCCGUCCAAAGUGACUGGUCUUAAACUCUUCUGUUUAGAACACUGGAAAGUCUUGAUUGUUCUUUUGAUUUCAUUUUGCUGCUUUGGCAUCGGCAUUAUUCUAGGACAUUUUCUCGCUGCGAGCGCUACGGUCACCAGCCAGAACGGUUAUCAUAAUACCACGGCGUCGAUUCCAACGGCGAAACCGACGUCAACUAAGUCUAGUGGAGAUUCGGGGAUCACAGUGGGACCGCCGAGUGCUAAACCGUCAACAAACUACAUGGCUUUAGUUCAUGGACAUAUUCAAAAGUUGAACUUUCCUACUAAUUUAAAAAAUUUCACGACCCUGCCCCAUCACGCUGGAUCGUCAGAAAAUACGCGUCAAGUCGACAGAAUCUACAGCGAUUGGAGGAGCUAUGGAUUUGAUGUCGCAAAGAAAAGUUAUUUAGUGUCGUUAUCAAGGCCGAAUCCAGCCAAGCCAAACAAAAUCACCAUUUCUGACAGUGUUACAGGGGCUGAUAUAGAUGUGUUUACUCCUGAUGACACUACUACAUCUCAGAUGCUUCAGCCUUUUGUAGUCUAUGGCACUAACGCAUCAAUAACAAAUAAACCACUGUACGUCAACUACGCCACCAGACAGGAUUUCAAGAUCUUAAGAACACUGACACUGCUGGAUUACAGGGGAUCAAUUUGUAUAGCUCGGCUCGGGAGAAUCUCUCUAGCUCUCAUGGCAUCAAAUAGCAAAGAACAAGGAGGCUGCAUCGGGCUUAUAGCCUUUCCUGAUCCUGAGCAAUAUAACAUGCCUGGAGUUCAAUACACACCGGCUAACACCUUCCCAUUUACCUGGUGGAUGCCGUUAAAUGGGGUGGUACGUGAAUCGGCUCGGUUCGGUCUGGGUGAUCCAUCAUCUCCAUUCUUCCCAUCUCAUGACUGGACACCAAGGCAGCCUAUCUCUAACCAAAUUGAGGAGUUUCCAGUCCAGACCAUAAGCUACAAUGACGCUACCGGUAUUAUCAGGGUUAUGGCUAAUCCUCCGGCUUCAAAUCUAGACUGGAUCGGUAAGCUAGAAUUAGAAAAUUACUAUAUGGGACCAGGGUUCCAUGAUCAGAAUCGUAAACUCACUAUGGAAGUGAACAAUGAGAUUAAACUGGUAAACAUCACCAAUGUCAUUGCCACCAUCAGGGGAACUGUUGAACCAGAUCGCUAUGUCAUCAUUGGUAAUCAUCGAGAUUCAUUGGCGCAUGGAGUGGUGAAUCCAGGAUCAGGAACCGUUUGUCUCCUGGAGGUUGCUAGAGUUCUGUCAGAGUUGAUGGGAGAAGGAUGGAGACCAAGACGAAGCAUCAUCUUAGCCAGCUGGGAUGCAGGAGAAGACGGUUCCAUCGGCUCCACAGAAUGGAUCGAGGAGAAUAUGGAGAGACUUCACUCUAGAGCUGUUGCUUACAUUAACUUAGAUGAAGCUGUCAGCGGGAACUACAGCUUUGCUGCUGCAGGGAGCCCUCUAUUGGCUGAUGCUCUCUACCAGGCCACUAAGGAUGUGGACUGUCCAGAUCCUCAACACAGUAACAUGAAGAUUUAUAACAACUGGGCCGCAAGGAGACCUGUUAGCAUCACAAAUCAACCUCAGAUGGAUCCCCUCGGUAGGACCAGCGACUCUGCUGCAUUCUUGAUGUUGGCUGGAGUGCCUUCGGUAGACUUCAAAUAUACUUACGACGAGGGCUUUUACAACGUGCCGAAUUUCCCAUUGUACCACACGGCUUAUGACAAUGGUGCCCUGAUGAAUUCUCUUGUGGACACUGACUACAACAUCCACGCCGCUGUGACGGAGGUUGCAAUCAAGACGAUCUUGAAGCUGUCUGACUCCCCUAAGCUUCCCAUGGAUCUUACUCAUUAUGGAGAGGCGUUAACGAGAUACAUCAACCAAUUAAAAGCACAAUAUGGCGAGGUUCUCACACAGAAUACGGUAUCAACAGAUUUUCUUGAGACUGCUAUUGUUGAUUUCAGUGGAGCAGCUCAAAUGUUCCAAGAGAAGUAUAAUGCCAUCUCAGAAUCUGAGGAAUACAGUGAGCUGAUGUUAAAAGAAAUGAAUGACCAUAUGAUAGCAGUUGAGCGAGCAUUCUUAGUCAAUGAUGGAUCAGCGGUGAGUCCUGACUCAAGACACUUGAUCUAUGGACUGAAUACAACGUCCGCUUACAAAGGAGCAGCUUUUAGUCCCAUCGUCAUGGCAAUUGACGUGGCAACCGAUACCAAUGAUUGGACAAGCGUCAGACAAGCUGUAGGCUACACAACACUCGGUAUCCAAGCAGCUACUGGUAUCGUUAACGAUGCCCAGUCGCACUGACAUCACCAUGGUAACCUGUAAAUUGUGUUAUUUAAAGCCAUUCGUUUUCUGUUUGUCUUUUGUUCAAAAUAUUUUACGCGUUUGGGUUGGGCAGUUGUUUUGGUUGAAGUGUUGUAAAAAAAAAAGUUUUUUUUUUUUAACUUCAUAGUACAGGUUUGAAUCACAGUAAGACGCAAUAAGUUUGUUUUGUUUUGUUUACGGUUGGGGCAGUUUUUUU